This is a messenger RNA of Chionomys nivalis (European snow vole), 501 nucleotides long. RefSeq names its product pyroglutamylated RFamide peptide (gene Qrfp). The transcript is spliced from 2 exons. NCBI's taxonomy places the organism in Eukaryota, Metazoa, Chordata, Mammalia, Rodentia, Cricetidae. The record is from RefSeq and is a predicted model, not a curated record. Bases 1 to 501 code for a protein of 166 amino acids. Gene Ontology annotation, molecular function: orexigenic neuropeptide QRFP receptor binding.
AUGCACACAGCCCUGAGGGCCACCCGAAUACCUCUGCGAGCCAGCUGGCAGCAGUGGCACGCCAGUACUGCGCCACCAAGGCAGGCAGCUCCUUGGCGGCAGAUGAGGAGCCUCCGCUCUUUGCCUUACCUCCUCUUGCUGCCACUGAGUGCCUGCUUUCCCCUGCUGGACAGAACAGGACCCACAGACAUCAGUGACGUCGGAGCCAAGAGGAGCAGGGUCCACCUGGCUGAGGGACGUAGAGCCCACUCAGUGCGAGAUCCUUCCCCGUGGCCGAGAGUACCACAGCCACAGGCCUUGCUUGUGGUAGCCAAGAAACUGCAGGCCUCGCGCAGGGCACACACCGGCUUCCGCCUAGGGAGGCAGGAUGGCGGCAGCCAGUCCGCAGGGUUCCUGCCCACUGACUCAGAGAAGGCCAGCGGCCCCCUGGGCACCCUGGCAGAGGAGCUCAGCAGCUAUAGCAGAAGGAAGGGAGGCUUCAGCUUUCGCUUUGGCCGGUGA